UAAUAUAGAAUUAUGGUGGAUAACUGACUUAUUUUAAUUUAAUUAAUUUUGCUUUUAUCAAUAGUGUAACAGCAGUUAUUACAUAAUACACUCACCUAUAAUGUUGCUCACGUUAUCAUUCUGUGAAGGUAAAACUAUAUAUUUUUUUGUCUCUUUUUAGAGCAAGCAUGAGUGCUACUUGAGUAGAUACGAGGAACUCACAUCUGCAAAGCGAAAGAAGACUGUGAUUCCCUCCCCUUCCAUGAAGCAGGCCACAUUAAUGGGUAGCUGGAACACGAUGCCUCAGAGAUCCAUCGACAAGGCAAUCAUGAAGUAUGUUGUCCGAGGACUUCAGCCUUUCAACAUUGUAGAGCAAGUAGCUUUUUGCGAUUUUUGUGUUAGACCUGGUGCCAAAUAGCAAAAUAAUGACAAGAAUCACACUCACAUCUAUGAUUGAUGAUGCUGCCAAACAGAUGAAGAUCAAGAUUAUUGAGGCCAUGAAAACUGUUGACCACAUCGCGACGACCACUGACUGCUGGUCAGCCAGGCGGCGUAGUUUCAUUGGGGUCACGGCUCACUGGCUGGACCCGGAAAGUUUAAAAAGGUGCUCAGUGGCCCUGGCCUGUAAAAGAUUAAGAGGCUCUCACACUUUCAACCUUCUGGCAAAUGCACUUAAUGAUAUCCAUGCGGAGUAUGACAUUCGGGGGAAGAUAGUCAGAACAACCACGGACAAUGUCUCCAACUUCAUUAAAGCCUUCAAAGUCUUUGGUGGAGAUGGAAAUAAUGCUGGUGCUCUAGUUCAGGAGGAGGAGGAGGAAGAGGAGGAAGAAGAAGCAGACAAAGAUGAGGAGGAGGUAGAGUUUGUCGAUGUAUCUUCACUUUUGGAUGAGGAUGAUGGUUUUGAGUUCCAGCUCCCAAAGCACCAGCGUUGCGCAUGCCACAUUCUUAACCUAAUAGCCACUGCCGAUGCCAGCAAGGCAGUGUCCAAUGACGCGUACAAGAAAUUAUACUACUCAACAUUUGGCAAGUGCAAUGCACUUUGGAAUAAGUGUUCAAGAUCCUCAACAGCAGCUGAAACUGUGGAAGAUGCCUGCUCCCUCCAGCUUGUGCGACCGAAUGCAACGAGGUGGAACUCUUUGUUCAUGGCUGUGGAGAGACUGCUCAGGAUAGGGAAAGAAAAGGGAGAGGCAACAAUGAGAGUUUUCUGCACAGAUUUGAAGGUUCCAAUGUUUAAUCCAGCUGAACUUGCAUUCCUGUCAGAGUAUUCUGCUGUCAUGACUCCAGUCACCCAAGCAACUAACAUUUUGCAAGCUGAAACCAAUGUCCAGAUGGGGUGGCUGCUCCCAACUGUCAAGCUCCUGAAAAUCAAGCUAAACAGGAUCAAGCUACCGCUGAAGUACUGCAAGCCGCUUGUGGAUGCCUUGCAGGUGGGCAUUGAGAAUCGCUUUGGCCCUAUGAUGGAAGACCCAGAGCUGGUGGCUGCUGCUAUUCUGCUUCCAAAAUUUAGGACAAAUUGGACACAGGAAGAUGAGACAAUCAAAAUAGGAAUGGACUAUAUCAAACGAAGCAUUGAAGACCCCUCGUUGCAGUCCAGUGAGGUCAACAGGUCCAGCUCAUCUGAUGAAGAGGACUUCUUUUCUGGCAUGCAGGGUUUUAAGGCACAAGACAGUGCCAAACCACUAGAUGCGUACUUGUCAUGUUCAGCAGAUAACAUGGACUUGCUCAAGUCUUUUCCAGCUGUGUGCAAGUUGUCUGUUAAGUUAAACACACCCCUUCCAGCAUCAACAGCCUGCGAGAGGCUUUUUAGUAUCACAGGAUUAGUCUGUAGCCCUAGAAGAGCGAGACUGAAUACAUUCAAUUUUGAAAACCAACUACUUUUGAGGAUAAACCAAAGAUUUCUAACUUCCUAAAUACGACUGCUUUAUGCAUACCAGUUUAAGAAGUGAAUAAGCUGUGGAGAAAAAAAAAAAGCACAAGGAGGGAAGAGAGGGUAGAGAUGCUUUAAAGGGGAAGGGGCAUAUUUGAUCUGUUUUUGUUUACAAAUAUUUAAGCUGUGUUUUUAGGUGCUCUAAUCACUUUUGUUUUUACAUAAGAAAUACUUGAAUGCGGCCUUCUGGCUUUUGAGAUCUUUUAGUUGCCCUAACAAGUUGAGGGUGAAAGGAAAAUGUGUAACUUCCAAAAAUGACUGCUUUAUGCACACUAGUUUAAAAAGGUAAUAAGCUGUGGAGAAAAAAAAAACAAGCAGGGAAGAGAAGGGAGGGGUGCUAAAGGGGGAA
Molecule: messenger RNA, 2255 nt
Organism: Carassius gibelio (silver crucian carp)
Lineage: Eukaryota; Metazoa; Chordata; Actinopteri; Cypriniformes; Cyprinidae
Exons: 3
Coding region: 405-1889 (494 amino acids)
Source: RefSeq, a predicted model, not a curated record